Messenger RNA from Phaedon cochleariae (mustard beetle), 2486 nucleotides. The record is from the annotation of a GenBank genome assembly. Lineage: Eukaryota; Metazoa; Arthropoda; Insecta; Coleoptera; Chrysomelidae.
GUGAAUGGCUGAUUCGAUUUUUCUUGCAAACAUGGCGGCUGCUGCUACUACGGUGGUUCCUGUAGAAGUAGUGAAUAAUAAUGGAAAUCGCACGAAUUUGGAGAAAAUUGAAAGCUUUUUGAAUGAAUCUGUGUACAAGGAAAUCUUGGAGAGUUCCGCGAACUAUAACACAAGACUAUGCAUAGAGAGGAGAAUGCGAUUACCUUUCAUUGACGCCCAAACUGGUAUAGCUCAGAACCAUUCCUCCCUAUUCAUGAACCGACGACAGCGGCUGCCUGGGCUUUUCCCAGGACAAAUAUAUUCUUAUCCCCGUCAAAGAUGGAGGAAAAAGAGGAGGCAGUAUUUGACUAUGAAUGCAAGAGCUUUUGCCAGAGCAGCAGAUCAUUUGAUGGAGGGUGAGGUAGAUAUGCAUAGCAUUUCUCAAAUUGAGAACCCUGCUUUGCAGGAUACUGAUAGCAAAGAUAGCCAAUUACUGAAAGAUGAAGUUUCCAAGGAAUGGUUUUAUGAUGAAGCUGAUAUGUUGGAAAUGGAUGCUUAUGAUGAACCUGAUGCAGAUUCUGAUUUGGAUUAUGAGGAGACUUAUUCUAAAAGAAAAAGAGGAAGGAGAGGUGCUGGAAGGGGUCGUACUGGUACAGACUCUCCUAGCACCCCUGGAAGGAAAAAAGGAGCAUCAGGAGGUGGUAGGGGAAGGAAAAAGGCUGGUCAUAGCUUUGAUCCCACACCUGGGGAUCCUGAUAAGCCAUUUGCCUGUGAACUGUGCGGUGCGCGUUACAAGACCAGGCCCGGGCUGACUUACCACUACGGCCAUUCUCAUAAAGAGGGCGCUAGCGAUGAAAAUUCGCGCGACAGUAACGCUCCCACCCCCACCGCCCAACCGGGCGGUGCCAUCUGCCCGCCGACGGUGGGCGGCGGCCCAAUGCCGUCCGCCUUCCCCGGCCUGCAAACCCAGACGGGGCAGCCGGCCCCGCCCAUGGGCGGGCCCAUUGUGUCGGCACCGCCCAUGGGCGGAGGCGGAACGCUGUGCGCGUCGCCGCCCAACGCGGGGAUCGGGGGGGACCCUCAGAAUGGCAGCAGGCAGGAUCAAGGACAAGUGUACCAAGAUAGUUACGUUUCCUUUUUGAACCAGACACCCGGUUCGCAGUCACGUGGCCGCGGUCGCCCGCCCCCUAACACCACCGCUCCUCCUCCUGGCCUAGCCGCCCCUCCCUCCUCCCAACCCCCUUUCCCGCCCAUGGCGGUCCCGCCCCCCUCCCAAACUCCGCCCACGCUCCCGCCCAACUUGCCGCCGCUGCCCCUGCAAGCCCCUCUCCCCGAAGAUACGCCCAUGCCGGUGCUGGUGCCUGAAAAUGGGCUGGACGUUGCCCCGCCCAACUUGGCGCCGCCCAUGGGUGGGCCUCCCGACCUGCCGGGUCCCUCCUCCGGAGCGCAGGAGGGGCCUAAGAAGCCCUCGCCUAGCCCCUAUUGCGAUUUCUGUUUGGGUGACGAGCGAGUGAAUAAGAAAACGGGUAUUCAGGAGGAGCUGGUUUCCUGUUCGGACUGCGGCAGAUCAGGUCAUCCCACCUGUUUGCAGUUCACGGACAAUAUGAAGAUAUCUGUCAAAAAAUAUCGCUGGCAGUGUAUUGAAUGCAAAUGCUGUUCCAUGUGUGGGAAUUCUGAUAAUGAUGACCAGCUACUUUUUUGUGACGAUUGCGAUCGCGGGUAUCACAUGUAUUGCCUGAAUCCACCUCUGGUAAAUCCACCAGAGGGUUCUUGGUCUUGUAAAUUAUGCAUUGAUGAAUUCCACAAGUAAUUCUCAAAGAGUACAUUCAGAUCGGUGGCAGUUUGUUUUAUUUUAAAAGUAAAUAUAAUUUUGUAUUAUUGAACCAUUAAAUCAAGAUUGAUUGGAAUCAUUGCAUAUUGUGAUUCAUAAUCUAUACAGUGUGUGAAGUGCAGAAUGUUUUUUCGCUUCUCAAAGAGAAAUUCUUUGGAUUCAAUUUUUUGUUGAGAAAUAAGGAAAGCAUUUUUAAAAUAAUUCCAGAUGGGAUAACAUGUGGGGAACAAUUAUUGAUGGAGAUUCAAAUUAUUUAGGAAUCACGUCGUAAUUGAUCAAAUUCUGUUUAUUGAUAUAGGAAAAAUAAAUUUUCAUAACAGGAAUAUAUACUGUCUGGAAUAUGUAAUUUAUCAAAUUGUAUUAAGCAAUAAUUUCAAUCAAUGAUUGUAAUUUGUAAAAAUUCAUUACUUAGUUUUGAGUAGAUAUAGCUAUAGGUAAUUAUGGUGUAGGUACUGCACUAGAUACUUAAUGAAAUUUAGUACUUAACUCAUUCAAAUAUCUGAAGUAAUUAUAUUGCAGUUGAAUUUUUUUCACCAGUUCGUAUUUAAAUAAUUCCCCCACUAUUAUUCGUUCAGGAUUUUCUAAAUUGAUGCUUCAGUUUUGAGAUUUUGAAAAAUAUAAACCUGCUAUCUAUGAUGUAUUACAAUUUGCUCACAAAAAUAUAACAUAUUAACAU